CACCCCUCUCCGGAUCAGCUGCAGUUGUUCGCGGGUCGAGUUUUGAGCGUGACGUCGAUUCACACGGGAGUAAGAGGCGUCACCCAUGUCGUCGGAAGAAAAAGUGGGGAACCACCUGGUUCCUGAUGGCCAACCUUUGGAGCAGCAGAACGUGAUGGAUCGGGUGGCCAGCCUCCCCUUGGUGAGCUCAACCUGCCACCUGGUUUCCUCGGCCUACACCUCCACCAAGGAGACGAGUCCCUACUUGAAGUCCGUCUGCGAUGUGGCCGAGAAAGGGGUGAAGACCCUCACGGCAGCUGCCCUGUGCGGUGCCCAACCUCUGGUCACCAGGCUGGAGCCUCAGAGUGAGUAA
Molecule: messenger RNA, 352 nt
Organism: Pantherophis guttatus
Lineage: Eukaryota; Metazoa; Chordata; Lepidosauria; Squamata; Colubridae
Source: RefSeq, a predicted model, not a curated record